UUUGAGAAACAUUGUUAAAAAUCUGAGCUAAUAAUUGUCAUUUGAUAUUCUUCUAGUCAUAUCAUUCUUGCGUUUUGAUUUGAAUAAUUUGUGAAAAAAAAGGCUUUUAAAAUGCAGAACAUUGAGCAUUCAGAAAUGGGCACACCGUCUGAUCCUCUACGCAUAAUUGACCCUACUAAGGAGAACAUAGAAGACUCUGCAAAAAAGCCACCCCAUAAAUUUCUAAGUAAAGUUCAAGGUGCUGAGGAGAACAUUGAGAGUUCUGUAGUAACACCACCAUCCAAUCUUUCAAUUAAUAUCAAAGUGACUGAAAAAAAGGUGAAGGGCUCUGUAACGACAACACCACUUAAGUCCAUUUUUGAUAUUGAGAGUACUAAGGAAAAUUUUGAAAGUUCUGUAACGACAUCAUCAUUCAAUUCUAUUAUUGAUAUUAAAGAAACUCAGAAAAAGGUGGAGGGAUCUGUAAUCAUACGACCAGUUAAGUCUAUUUUUGAUAUAGAGGAAACUGAGAAAAAGAUGAAGGGUUCUGUAACUACACCACCACUUGAUUCCAUUUCUGAUUUUGAAGUUACUGAGGAAGAGAAAAAGAAUUCAAUAAUAACGCCAUCAUUUAAUACUUUGAUUGAUUUUGUACCUACUGAGGAAAAGAUUAAGGGUUCUGUAACGACAUCAUCAUUUGAUUCUUACAUUGAUAUUAAAGAAACUGAGAAAAAUAUGGAGGAUUCUGUAACGUUACGACCACUUAAGUCUAUUUUUGAUAUUGAGGGAACUGACGAAAAUAUUGAGGACUCUGUAAUACCACCAUCAUUUAACUCUUUAAUUAAUAUUAGAGAAUCUAAGAAAAAGGUAGGAGGAUCUGUAACGAUACGACCACUUAAGUCUAUUUUUGAUAUAGAGGAAACUGAGAAUAAGAUGGAGAGUUCUGUAACGACUCCACCACUUGAUUCCAUUUCUGAUUUUGAAGUUACUGAGAAAGAUAAAAAGAGUUCAAUAAUAACGGCAUCAUUUAAUUCUUUGAUUAAUUUUGUACCUACUGAGGAAAAGAUUAAGGAUUCUAUAACGACACCAUCAUAUAAUUCUUUUCUUGAUUUUGAAUCUACCGAAGAAAAUAUUGAGGAUUCUGAAAUACCGCCAUCAUUUGAUUCUUUUAUUGAUAUUAACGGAACUGAGAAAAAUAUGGAGGGUUCUGUAACGACACUACCACUUGAUUCCAUUUCUGAUUUUGAACUUACUGAGAAAGACAUAAACAGUUCUAUAAUAACGCCAUCAUUUGAUCCUUUGAUUAAUAUUGUAUCUACUGAGGAAAAAAUGGAGUGGUCUGUAAAGACAUCAUCCUCUAAUUCUUUUAUUGAUAUUAAAGAAACUGAGAAAAAUAUGAAGAGUUCUGUAACGAUACGACCACGUAAGUCUAUUUUUGAUAUUGAGGGAACUGAAGAAAAUAUUGAGGAUUCUGUUAUACCGUCAUUAUUUAAUUCGGUUCUUGAUAUUAAAGAAAGUGAGAAAAAUGUGAUGGGUUCUGUAACGAUACGACCUCUUAAGUCUAUUUUUGAUAUUGAGGAAACUGAGGAAAAUAUUGAGAGUUCUGUAACGACAUCAUCAUUUGAUUCUUUUAUUGAUAUUGACGGAACUGAGAAAAAUGUAGAGGGUUCUGUAACGAUACGACCAGUUAAGUCUAUUUUUGAUUUUGAACCUAUAGAAGAAAAUAUUCAGAGUUCUCUAACGACACCUUCAUUUGAUUCUUUUAUUGAUAUUGAGGGAACUAAUUAUAUGGAGACUUCUGAAACACCACCACAUAAUUCCUUUUCUGGUUUUGAAGUUACUGAGAAAGAGAAAAAGAAUUCUAUAAUAACACCAUCAUUUGAUUCUUUGAUUGAUUUUGUACCUAUUGAGAAAAAGAUGGAGGGUUCUGCAACGACAUCAUCAUUUGAUUCUAUUAUUGAUUUUAAAGAAACUGAGAAAAGUGUAGAGGGUUCUGUAACGAUACGACCACUUAAAUCUAUUUUUGAUAUAGAGGAAACUAAGGAAAAGAUGGAGGGUUCUGUAACGACACCACCACUUGAUUCCAUUUCUGAUUUUGAAGUUACUGAGAAAGACAUAAAGAAAUCUAUAAUGGCGCCAUCAUUUGAUUCUUUGAUUGAUUUUGUUUCUACUGAGGAAAAAAUGGAGUGGUCUGUAAAUACACCUUUGUCUAAUUCUUUUAUUGAUAUUAAAGAAAGUGAGAAACAUAUGGAGGGUUCUGUAACGAUGCGACCACUGAAGUCCAUUUUUGAUAUUGAGGGAACUGAGGAAAAUACUGAGAGUACUGCAACGACACCAUUAUUUGAUUCUUUUAUUAAAAUUAACAGAACUGAGAAAAAUAUGGAGGCUUCAGUAACGACACUACCACUUGAUUCGUUUUCUAAUUUUGAAAUUACUGAGAAAGACAUAAAGAGUUCUCUAAUAACGCCAUCAUUUGAUUCUUUGAUUAAUAUUGUAUCUACUGAGGAAAAAAUGGAGUGGUCUGUAAAGACACCAUCAUCUAAUUCUUUUAUUGAUAUUAAAGAAACUGAGAAAAAUAUGGACGGUUCUGUAACGAUACGACCACUUAAGUCUAUGUUUGAUAUUGAGGGAACUGAGGAAAAUAUUGAGGAUUCAAUAAUACCGCCAUCAUUUGAUUCAUUUCUUGAUAUUAAAGGAACUGAGAAAAAUGUAGAGGGUUCUGUAAUGAUACGACCACUUAAGUCCAUUUUUGAUAUUGAGGGAACUGAGGAAAAGAUGGAAGGUUCUGUCACGACACCACCACUUGAUUCGUUUUCUGAUUUUGAAAUUACUGAGAAAGAGAAAAACAGUUCUAUAAUAACGCCAUCAUUUGAUUCUUUGAUUGAAUUUGUACCUACUGAGGAAAAGAUGGAGGGUUCUGCAACGACAUCAUCAUUUGAUUCUUAUAUUGAUAUUAAAGAAACUGAGAGAAAGGUGGAGGGUUCUGUAACGACACCAUUAUAUAAUUCUUUUAUUGAUUUUGAAUCUUCCGAAGAAAAUAUUGAGGAUUCUGUUAUACCGUCAUCAUUUGAUUCUUUUAUUGAUAUUGAGGAAACUAAGGAAAAUAUGGAGGGUUUUGUAAAGACACCACCACUUGAUUCUUCUAUUGAUAUUAAAACUACUGACGAGAAGAUGAAGGUUUCUGUAACGAUAGCACCACUUGAUUCCAAUUCUGAUUUUAAAGUUACUGAGAAAGAGAAAAAGAGUUCUGUAAUAACGCCAUCAUUUAAUACUUUGAUUGAUUUUGUACCUACUGAGGAAAAGAUGGAGAGUUCUGUAACGACAUCAUCAUUUGAUUCUUAUAUUGAUAUUAAAGGAAAGAUGGAGGGUUCUGCAACGACAUCAUCAUUUGAUUCUUAUAUUGAUAUUAAAGAAACUCAGAAAAAGGUGGAGGGUUCUGUAACGACAUCAUCAUUUGAUUCUUUUAUUGAUAUUGACGGAACUGAGAAAAAUGUAGAGGGUUCUGUAACGAUACGACCAGUUAAGUCUAUUUUUGAUUUUGAACCUAUAGAAGAAAAUAUUCAGAGUUCUCUAACGACACCUUCAUUUGAUUCUUUUAUUGAUAUUGAGGGAACUAAUUAUAUGGAGACUUCUGAAACACCACCACAUAAUUCCUUUUCUGGUUUUGAAGUUACUGAGAAAGAGAAAAAGAAUUCUAUAAUAACACCAUCAUUUGAUUCUUUGAUUGAUUUUGUACCUAUUGAGAAAAAGAUGGAGGGUUCUGCAACGACAUCAUCAUUUGAUUCUAUUAUUGAUUUUAAAGAAACUGAGAAAAGUGUAGAGGGUUCUGUAACGAUACGACCACUUAAAUCUAUUUUUGAUAUAGAGGAAACUAAGGAAAAGAUGGAGGGUUCUGUAACGACACCACCACUUGAUUCCAUUUCUGAUUUUGAAGUUACUGAGAAAGACAUAAAGAAAUCUAUAAUGGCGCCAUCAUUUGAUUCUUUGAUUGAUUUUGUUUCUACUGAGGAAAAAAUGGAGUGGUCUGUAAAUACACCUUUGUCUAAUUCUUUUAUUGAUAUUAAAGAAAGUGAGAAACAUAUGGAGGGUUCUGUAACGAUGCGACCACUGAAGUCCAUUUUUGAUAUUGAGGGAACUGAGGAAAAUACUGAGAGUACUGCAACGACACCAUUAUUUGAUUCUUUUAUUAAAAUUAACAGAACUGAGAAAAAUAUGGAGGCUUCAGUAACGACACUACCACUUGAUUCGUUUUCUGAUUUUGAAAUUACUGAGAAAGACAUAAAGAGUUCUCUAAUAACGCCAUCAUUUGAUUCUUUGAUUAAUAUUGUAUCUACUGAGGAAAAAAUGGAGUGGUCUGUAAAGACAUCAUCCUCUAAUUCUUUUAUUGAUAUUAAAGAAACUGAGAAAAAUAUGGACGGUUCUGUAACGAUACGACCACUUAAGUCUAUGUUUGAUAUUGAGGGAACUGAGGAAAAUAUUGAGGAUUCAAUAAUACCGCCAUCAUUUGAUUCUUUGAUUGAUAUUAAAGGAACUGAGAAAAAUGUAGAGGGUUCUGUAAUGAUACGACCACUUAAGUCCAUUUUUGAUAUUGAGGGAACUGAGGAAAAGAUGGAAGGUUCUGUAACGACACCACCACUUGAUUCGUUUUCUGAUUUUGAAGUUACUGAGAAAGAGAAAAACAGUUCUAUAAUAACGCCAUCAUUUGAUUCUUUGAUUGAAUUUGUACCUACUGAGGAAAAGAUGGAGGGUUCUGCAACGACACCAUCAUUUGAUUCUUAUAUUGAUAUUAAAGAAACUGAGAGAAAGGUGGAGGGUUCUGUAACGACACCAUUAUAUAAUUCUUUUAUUGAUUUUGAAUCUUCCGAAGAAAAUAUUGAGGAUUCUGUUAUACCGUCAUCAUUUGAUUCUUUUAUUGAUAUUGAAGAAACUGAGGAAAAUAUGGAGGGUUUUGUAAAGACACCACCACUUGAUUCUUCUGUUGAUAUUAAAACUACUGCCGAGAAGAUGAAGGUUUCUGUAACGAUAGCACCAUUUGAUUCCAAUUCUGAUUUUAAAGUUACUGAGAAAGAGAAAAAGAGUUCUGUAAUAACGCCAUCAUUUAAUACUUUGAUUGAUUUUGUACCUACUGAGGAAAAGAUGGAGAGUUCUGUAACGACAUCAUCAUUUGAUUCUUAUAUUGAUAUUAAAGGAAAGAUGGAGGGUUCUGCAACGACAUCAUCAUUUGAUUCUUAUAUUGAUAUUAAAGAAACUCAGAAAAAGGUGGAGGGUUCUGUAACGAUACGACCACUUAAGUCUGUUUUUGAUUUUGAGCCUACUGAGAAAAAUAUUGAGGAUUAUGUAAUACCGCCAUCAUUUGAUUCUUUUAUUGAUAUUAAGGGAACUGAGGAAAAUAUGGAGGGUUCUGUAAUGACACCACCACUUGAUUCUUUUAUUGAUAUUAAAGCUACUGACGAGAAGAUAACGGUUCCUGUAAUAAUGCCAUCAUUUGAUUUCUCCUCUAAUUUUGAAGUUACUAAGAAAGAGAUAAAGAGUUCUAUAAUGACGCCAUCAUUUGAUUCUUUGAUUGAUUUUGAACCUUGUGAGGAAAAGGUGCAGAGUUCGAUAAUAGCACCAUCAUUUGAUUCUUUUAUUGAUAUUAAAGCUACUGAGGAAAAUAUUGAGGAUUCUAUAGCAGUGCCAUCAUAUAAAUAUUUUUCUAAUAUUGAAGCUACUAAGGAGUGUAUAAAGACUCCUGUAAUAACGCCAUCAUUUGAUUGUGUUAUUGAUAUUGAUGAUACUGAGGAGAACAUAGGAUACUAUGUUACGACGCCACCAUUUGAUUCUUUAAUUGAUAUAGGGGUGAAUGAUAAGAAUAUGGACGGUUCUACUAACAGAAAAAUGGAGAGUUCUGUAAUGAUGCUACCAUUUGAUUCCUUGCUUGAUAUUGAAUGUAGUAAGAAGAACACAACGGAUUUGAUAAUGACACCAUCAUUUAAUUCUUUAAUUGAACUUAACACAGAUGAAGAGGUCAUAGAGGUUUCUGAAAAGACGCCAAUAUUGCAUUCUUUGAUUCGUUUUGAAACUACUGAAUGUUCUACAGGAUUGCACUAUCUGGAUGGUUUUGCAAUGAGCCCGUCAGUUGAAUCUCUGAAUAAAUUUGACGUAACUCAGGAUGAUGAUUUUAUUGAUGUGGAAACUAUCGAAGAGACCACACCGUAUUCUACAAUUCAGCUGCCGUUUGGAUUUUUGAAUGAUACUGAUGCAACUAAGGAGAACAUGGCAAUUUCUGACACAUGGUACUCCUUUGAUUCUUUAAAUAAAAAUGAAACAAGUAGUAAUAAUAUGGAAAGUUCUAUAAUAGUUCCGCCACGCAGACGCGUUGGUCGUCCGCGAAAAAAUAUUAAUUCUCAAACAGACAAAGCUAUGAAUCAGAAACCAAAGAGGAAGUAUGUUAGGAGAAAAGAUGCUGCCGCUGUUAAAACGAAAACUCAAAGAAAGCGUAAAGGAACUACAAACCCUACAUAUCCUGCUGAUCCUACAUGUUCUUCUAAUCACACGGAAGAACCUGUAUCUGUUAAUAGUGAGGAGUUUGUGGAUCUCUUGAUAGCUCGUAAAGAACAGGGUUACCCAAAUUUGCCAGGAUAUAGAGUUUAUAAAUGUGUCGAUAAAACUGAUAAAGAAAAGAAGGAAAACAACAAUAAAAAAGAGUCCUGUGAUGCUGUUGAUGAUGGGCCCGGACCUUCCCAUGCCUACAAACACCUAUCAAGCCCAAUAUAUGAAAAUUGGCUUUUCAAUGGUGUAUUGCCAGCAAUAAAAUAUGAUAAGGAAACACCUGUGUUAACUCAUCAGUCUGAUGUUCUAAAAACAGUUCAUGAUCUCACAGGAAAUUUAAUCGAAGUUAAGGAGUCGAUAAAGUCUUUGAAAGUAAAGACAGAUAUUGUUGGGAAAGAUGAAGAUCCUAAAUCACAUUUGUGGACCCACAAAUGGGAUGAAAAGAAAUCGAACAAAGAGGAAAUAAAAUUAAUUAAAAAUACUAGUGGAAUACAGAAGGAAGUAACAAUGGAGAUAUGUAAACGUAAUUUAUUGGAUCAUGUCACUACAGAGCAAAAGGCAGUAGAGAAUAUUUUAAACGAAAUGGAAGACAAUAUAAAAGCUUUGGAGGCCAAGAUGAAAGCGGAUAACAUUCCACCUCUUGAUUUGGAAACAUUCAAAAAAAUGUUUCAGCAUUAA
Teleopsis dalmanni is the source of this 7188-nucleotide messenger RNA. Its product is annotated as mucin-3A-like. The transcript has 3 exons. Bases 112 to 7188 code for a protein of 2358 amino acids. NCBI's taxonomy places the organism in Eukaryota, Metazoa, Arthropoda, Insecta, Diptera, Diopsidae. The record is from RefSeq and is a predicted model, not a curated record.